AUGAACUACUUUCUUGAUGUUAAGAAUACGAUCUUUAGGGAGUAUGAGUAUGAGUGGGAGACUCAGAGUGCGAGUGAGAAUGGCCUCCACAACCCGCUCAGGACACGUGCGUCAUUCUGUCGUGUGUUUCGAGGCAACAAGAGACGUUCCCCGACCAAUGGACUCGUUCUUCCAAGUGUCUAA
Messenger RNA from Colletotrichum graminicola M1.001, 183 nucleotides. RefSeq lists its product as uncharacterized. The transcript has a single exon. Bases 1 to 183 code for a protein of 60 amino acids. Lineage: Eukaryota; Fungi; Ascomycota; Sordariomycetes; Glomerellales; Glomerellaceae. The record is from RefSeq and is a predicted model, not a curated record.